This is a messenger RNA of Closterium sp. Naga37s-1, 1575 nucleotides long. The record is from the annotation of a GenBank genome assembly. Lineage: Eukaryota; Viridiplantae; Streptophyta; Zygnematophyceae; Desmidiales; Closteriaceae.
AUGUCUCGGAGCGUCACCACUAACCCUCUACCCCGCGUGCCUCAACUCCUUUCCUCUUUAUUCGUGCACUUAUCUUGCCCCUCUGACCGCACCGCACCCCCCUUCCAACUCACCCAUCACCUCCUAACCCACUGCCCGCACCCUCUUUUCCCUCUCCACGCACCUUCAUUCCCCCCUUUUGACCUCACCUUCCUUUUCCCCUCCCCUCACCUCUUGCCCCCCUCCCAACACCUUCUCUCCCGUCUCUCAGCACCUCCCUUCCCCCCUCUGAACUCACCUUCAUUUCCCCCUACCCUCACAUCCCAUCCCCCCUCUGACCUCACCACCCUUCCCCCUUCCUCACCUAUCUUCCACCACUCACCUCCCCUCCCUCCACCCUCUCACCUCAUGUCCCUCCCCCCUCCAUCAUCACGACCUCUGUCCUCUCCUCCUUCCCCCUCUCAGUGCACCUUCUCCCCACCUCUGUCCUCUCCUCCCUUCCCCCUCUCACAGCUCCUACCUUCCCCCACCCACAGCAUCUCCCUUCCCCCACCCACAGCAUCUCCCUUCCCCCUAUCACAGCUCCUCCCUUCCCCCUCUCACAGCUCCUCCCUUCCCCAUCUCACAGCAUCUCCCUUCCCCCACCCACAGCAUCUCCCUUCCCCCUAUCACAGCUCCUCCCUUCCCCCUAUCACAGCUCCUCCCUUCCCCCUCUCACAGCUCCUCCCUUCCCCCACCCACAUCAUCUCCCUUCCCCCUCUCACAUCUCCUACCUUCCCCCUAUCACAGCUCCUACCUUCCCCCUAUCACAGCUCCUCCCUUCCCCCUCUCACAGCUCCUACCUUCCCCCACCCACAGCAUCUCCCUUCCCUAAACCCACAGCAUCUCCCUUCCCCCUAUCACAGCUCCUCCCUUCCCCCUCUCACAGCUCCUCCCUUCCCCACCCACAUCAUCUCCCUUCCCCCUAUCACUGUACCUCCCUUCCCCCUCUCACAGCUCCUACCUUCCCCCACCCACAGCAUCUCCCUUCCCCCUCUCACAGCUUCUCCCUUCCCCCUCUCACAGCACCUCCCUUCCCCCACCCACAUCAUCUCCCUUCCCCCUCUCACAGCUCCUCACUUCCCACACACAGCAUCUCCAUUCCCCAUAUCACAGCUCGUCCCUUCCCCCUCUCACAGCUCCUCCCUUCCCCCACCCACAGCAGCUCCCUUCCCCCUCUCGCACCUCCUACCUUCCCCCUCUCGCUGCUCCUCCCUUCCCCGUUCCGCCUCUCAUUCCGCAUCUCAAGCCGCCCCUCCUUCCGCCUCUCAUUCCGCCCCUCCUUCCGCAUCUCACUCCGCCUCUCGCGUCGCCUCUCAUUCCGGGUUUCUUUCCGCCCCUCAUUACGCCUCUCAUUACGCCUCUCAUUACGCCUCUCAUUACGCCUCUCAUUACGCCUAUCUAUUCGCCUCAUCCCGCCUCUCAAUCCGCCUCUCAUCCCGCCUCUCACGCCGCCUCUCGUUCCGCCUCUCGUUCCGCCUCUCAUUCCGCCUCUCGUUCCGCCUCUUUUUCCGCCUCUCAUUCCGCCUCACAUUCCGCCUCUCAUUCCGCCUAUAA